Molecule: messenger RNA, 451 nt
Organism: Staurois parvus
Lineage: Eukaryota; Metazoa; Chordata; Amphibia; Anura; Ranidae
Source: the annotation of a GenBank genome assembly
UAUACACUAUAUUGCCAAAAGUAUCGUGACUCCCCUCCAAAUCAUUGGAUUCAGGUGUUCCAAUCACCUCCAUGGCCACAGGUGUAUAAAAUCAAGCACCUAGGCAUGCAGACUGCUUCUACAAACAUUUAUGAAAGAAUGGGUCGCUCUCAGGAGCUCAGUGAAUUCAAGCGUGGUACCAUGAUAAGUUGUUACCUGUGCAAUAAGUCCAUCCGUGAAAUUUCCUUGCUACUAAAUAUUCCAUGGUCAACAGUUAAUGGUAUUAUAAUAAAGUGAAAGCAACUGGGAACAACAACAACUCACGCACACCACCACUGGACUCUAGAGCAGUGGAGACGUGUUCUCUGGAGUGAUGAAUCACGCUUCUCUAUCUGGCAAUCUGAUGGAUGUGUCUGGGUUUGGCGGUUGCCAGGAGAACAGUACUUGCCUGACUGCAUUGUGCCAAGUGUAA